Molecule: messenger RNA, 3135 nt
Organism: Caenorhabditis briggsae
Lineage: Eukaryota; Metazoa; Nematoda; Chromadorea; Rhabditida; Rhabditidae
Gene: Cbr-cdc-14
Product: Protein CBR-CDC-14
Exons: 9
Biological process (GO): microtubule cytoskeleton organization; protein dephosphorylation; regulation of exit from mitosis
Cellular component (GO): nucleolus; centrosome; mitotic spindle
Molecular function (GO): protein tyrosine/serine/threonine phosphatase activity; protein serine/threonine phosphatase activity
Source: RefSeq, a predicted model, not a curated record
CAGCUGAUCCCAAACCAACUCUACUUCGGUUGCUUCCCUGAUCCGAAUGCCAUCGAUAAGUCUGACAAAUCGAUUAAAAAGACAUGUUUCAUAAGUGUAAAUAAUAAAUUCCACUAUGAGCCAUUUUAUGAGGAUUUUGGACCAUGGAAUCUGUCGGUUCUCUAUAGGUUAUGCGUUCAAAUCGAUAAACUUCUGGAGGUUGAAGAGAAACGCGGCAGAAGAGUGGUUCUUUUCUGUCAAGAGGAUGGAACGGGAGACUAUGAGAAAUUGAGAGUCAACACUGCCUAUGUUCUUGGAGCUUUUCUGAUAAUCUAUCAAGGGUUCUCAGCCGACGAUGCUUAUUUGAAAGUGUCAUCUGGAGAUGGUCCAAAACUGAUUGGAUUCCGUGAUGCGUCUAUGGGCGCUCCCCAAUAUCUUCUCCAUGUUCAUGAUGUUCUUCGUGGAAUUGAAAAAGCUCUGAGAUUCGGAUGGCUCGAUUUCUCAGACUUUGACUAUGAAGAAUACGAGUUUUAUGAACGUGUUGAGAACGGAGAUUUCAAUUGGAUUGUUCCGGGAAAGAUUCUCAGUUUUUGUGGUCCUCACAACGAAAGCCGAGAGGAAAACGGGUAUCCAUAUCACGCUCCAGAUGUCUAUUUCGAUUACUUCCGCGAGAAAAAAGUGUCGACGAUUGUUCGAUUGAACGCGAAAAACUAUGAUGCUGCGAAGUUCACAAAAGCUGGCUUCGACCAUGUUGACUUAUUCUUCGUUGAUGGAAGCACGCCAUCUGAUGAAAUCAUGUUGAAGUUUAUCAAAGUGGUCGAUAGUGCACAAGGAGGAGUUGCCGUACACUGCAAGGCUGGCCUAGGAAGAACGGGAACUUUGAUCGCUUGUUGGAUGAUGAAAGAAUUUGGUUUGACGGCAGGAGAGUGCAUGGGCUGGUUGCGUGUGUGCCGCCCAGGAUCAGUGAUAGGACCACAGCAGCCCUAUCUGGUCGAGAAACAAAAAUUCUGCUGGGGAUUGUCAAAGUCGAAUGGAAUUCAUCUUAUACCGACAAAAGAAGAAAAGAAAUGUGUCCGACGUCUUGCCAAUCAAGUGGAUGAUAUAAAUUUAGGAGAAGGAAAACGAUCAAAGAGUCGAGAAACUACUACUCGUCCCAACAUACUCAGAAGAAAAGUUCAAGCUCAAAAUGGAGUAGAGAUUCCGCCGGUUUCUGCUUCUUCGUCAACACCAGGAACUAGCCGAUCGACGAGACGAGUUGUCGAUGAAACUGCAUUGGACGAACAAGGAAGAUCUCAGGGAGAUCGCCUACUUCAACUCAAAGCAAAACAUCAACAUGAAGCAGAACAAACCUCAUCCAAUACUCCAAGCCGUCGUUUCGUCAAAAACUCCGCUCCACAAAUGGCUGUUCCAAGUCAAGCGUAUCUUAACCGGAAUCGUGAGCCUCUUCUGGUCACUCCAACGAAGACGGCUGGUCCAUCUUCAUCUGGAACCAGUAGCCGUCAGCUGAAGACAACUUCAAAUGGAAAUGUUGCCUAUCGAACUAGAACUCCAUCUGGCAGCAAUGGAACCGGAACUCUUUCUAGAACGCCAGCAUCCGCAGUGUUUCCAUCAAUGGCUUCUCGUCGGAGUGAGGCUACUAGAUAUCUGUCUCCAACGACUCCGAUAAAGCCGAUGUCCCCAGCUUACACAGGAAGUGCCAACAGCUACAAGACUUGUCUUCGAUCAGAAAAACCAUUGGGAGCCACUACGUCCACUCCAUUCAAUCUUCAGCCACAAUUUGGACUUGUUCGAGUGCCAAUGGAUUCACCGCACCUUGUGAUGGCCCAACGACCACCACCGGCUCGUGUGCCACUCGCUCAACACAACUUCUCAUCAGUGCAGAUGUACAAUCCAGCCAGUCGAUCUCUUGGAGAUAAGAAGCCAGUGACACGUAACACCGCAUCCACAUCAGCACUUCCUGCAAUGUACAUGACCCGGAGCAAAAUGUCACAAGCCGAUUUCAUUGACAAAAACUUGCCCGGCUUAUCUUGUGCUCAACAUGAGAAUUGUGGGCAGGAUGUCGAACACACUCCGAACCCACCAGCUAUCAAAAAACGACUCGUUUUGGUUUCUCGAAGAAUUAUCACAGUACACGGGCCCGUUCCGGCAGCGGGCCCUCCAUGUUUUCCACCAAACAAACAGCCGAUGAGUUUAGCUAAACAUAGUUUUGUUUUCAGCAGCCAUCGCAUUUGCCUCAUCUGUAGAUUGAUGAAGCCGGUGUCAGAAAUCGUGAUUAUUACUGAUGAAAAUGACAAACUGUUUGUGGUUCUCUCAGCUAUCUAUCGUCGAAAAAUGGAUUUUACACUGGCUAACCACAUCUACAAGCACUCCCCGUUCUAUGCAUGCUCUGCCCAUUUGCCAGAAGCUUCAGCAGGAGUUUUGAGAAUGUUAGGAGUCUCCAGCGCCGUCGGAAUACUGAAAGCGCGCUCUCGGAAAGUUUCACAAGUUGAAGCAUUUGCCAGGCACAUAUCCAGGAACUCGUAUAUUAAUGUAGAUAAACUGUUGAGUCUGGCAUACUCGUUUACUCAAAAGCAUCCCCAACCAUUCGAACCAGUGGGUCCGGUGGUCCGAGAAGAAGAUGUACCGUGUGAAAAAACCAUCGAAUGUAAAUCAGAUGUUCAAGCCGAUGCGAUUGUACCGAAAUGCUUCCGUGAGCCGAGGAAACAGAGAUUCGAAAAGGAAAACACAGAAUCGGUCUCUUCGUUGCUUCGAAUUAUUAGAAGAGAACCCAUGCAUCUCCCAAUCGAUCGACAUAUCUAUCCGAACGCAGUCUUGCACAGACCAGUCAAAUGUUGUUAUUGUUUCGAAAUACACGAGAAGGAAGCGAUGUUGAACAUUCCCAAGACUCGAACGCGAAUUGCAAUGUGGGCGGAGUCCAUAGGAAACGAGUUAAGCGAACGUUUAUGGAGAAAUCCAGUCAACUAUAUGUGCAAGAAACACUUCACAAAGUACGAUCUUAGCCCACAAGGAAGGCUUCGUAGGAAUGCAAUGCCGAAUUUCGCUCCCCAGCUGGAAGUUCACACAUUCAAAAUUUAUGGAGAUCGGUUCAUCAAAGUCGAAGAAAAUCAUAUGGAUGACGACAGAGGAGAUAGUUCAUAUAUUGAUAUAGAAAAUUAA